GACUUCCGGACCCGCGGAAAACGCGCGCUGGGAUUUGAGCUUGCAGGUUCCGAUCCCGCAGCUGGUGGCGGCGGCCGAGGCGGCAUGGAUCUCCGAGAGCUGGAGCGGGACAAUACGGGCCGCUGUCGCCUGAACUCGGCUGUGCCCGCCGUGUGCCGACAGGAACCCUGCGUUCUGGGCGUCGACGAAGCGGGCCGAGGCCCUGUCCUGGGGCCCAUGGUCUAUGCAGUCUGCUAUUGCCCCCUGUCCCGCCUAGCGGAUUUGGAGGCCCUGAAGGUCGCAGACUCAAAGACCCUGUCGGAGAACGAGCGGGAAAGGCUCUUUGCCAAAAUGGAAGAGCACAGGGACUUUGUGGGCUGGGCUCUGGACGUGCUGUCUCCAAACCUCAUCUCUACCAGCAUGCUUGGACGGGUUAAAUACAACCUGAACUCUCUGUCCCAUGAUACCGCUGCUGGGCUAAUCCAAUAUGCCUUGGAUCAGGGUGUGAAUGUUACACAGGUAUUCGUGGACACCGUGGGGAUGCCAGAAACAUACCAGGCGCGGUUGCAGCAACGCUUCCCUGGGAUUGAUGUGACGGUCAAGGCUAAGGCUGAUGCCCUUUACCCGGUGGUCAGCGCUGCAAGCAUCUGUGCCAAGGUGGCUCGAGACCAGGCCGUGAAGCACUGGCAGUUUCUCGAACAAUUGGAAGACUUGGACACUGACUAUGGCUCAGGCUACCCCAAUGACCCCAAGACAAAAGCCUGGUUGAGGAAGCACAUAGAGCCCGUGUUCGGCUUCCCUCAGUUUGUCCGGUUCAGCUGGCGCACGGCCCAGACCAUUCUAGAGAAGGAGGCUGAGGGGGUGAUAUGGGAGGACUCAGAAGCCGCUGCUCCGGAAGGACUUGGAAGGAUCACGUCCUAUUUCCUGCAGGAGGAACCCCGAAAUCGCCCCCGUGGACCCCACCGGUACUUUCAGGAACGGGGCCUGGAAGCAGCCACCAACCUGUAGGAGCCAGCCCUGAGUUAAAAA
Dipodomys spectabilis (banner-tailed kangaroo rat) is the source of this 1008-nucleotide messenger RNA. It is a transcript of the gene Rnaseh2a, whose product is annotated as ribonuclease H2 subunit A. The transcript is spliced from 8 exons. Bases 85 to 987 code for a protein of 300 amino acids. Lineage: Eukaryota; Metazoa; Chordata; Mammalia; Rodentia; Heteromyidae. Gene Ontology annotation, cellular component: ribonuclease H2 complex. The record is from RefSeq and is a predicted model, not a curated record. Gene Ontology annotation, molecular function: RNA binding; RNA-DNA hybrid ribonuclease activity. Gene Ontology annotation, biological process: mismatch repair; DNA replication, removal of RNA primer.